Messenger RNA from Megalobrama amblycephala (Wuchang bream), 7724 nucleotides. RefSeq lists its product as uncharacterized. Gene Ontology annotation, molecular function: zinc ion binding; nucleic acid binding. NCBI's taxonomy places the organism in Eukaryota, Metazoa, Chordata, Actinopteri, Cypriniformes, Xenocyprididae. The record is from RefSeq and is a predicted model, not a curated record. The coding region runs from base 1841 to 5221 and encodes 1126 amino acids. The transcript is spliced from 2 exons.
AUGACUUUAUAAAUUUUUAAAAGGUUUUUUUUUUUUAUGAUCUGGUAAUUAUGUAUUUAACUUUAUGUAUUGUACUUUAUUAUUGUUAAAUUCAGUUGUCUACCAGCUGAAUGUGUCAUGUGACUUUUCCUGAUUUAUUUCACCUGGAAGUAUUGGCGCCAAUAGUAAGGCGAUGCAUGAAUUCAGACAAGCAUGUUAGUGCUCCUGACUAUUCUACUGCUGGUUACCAGGCAUACACGUUUUCACGGUGUUCCAUAACAAAUAAAACGCAUGGACAUUAGUACUUUGGAAUCGUGGACUGUUUAAUAACCAGCCAGUAGUUACAGUGAAAACGUGGCCUAUAAUUCCACCGAAGUUACCGAAGUUAGCGUCGAUCCUUCGGCUUCAGUGUGCGGCCUGCCACUUCUGGGUCUCUGUGCACGGGCUGACUACCUCCUGUGACGGACUGUUACAGAUUUCAGCGCGGCGUUUGGCGAUUGCCUUCUGUGGUGGACUGUUACAGAUUUCAGCGUUCCGUUUUGCGAUUGCCUUCUGUGGUGGACUGUUACAGAUUUCAGCGCGGCGUUUGGCGAUUGCCUUCUGUGGUGGACUGUUACAGAUUUCAGCGUUCCGUUUGGCGAUUGCCUCCCGUGGUGGACUGUUACAGAUUUCAGCGUUCCGUAUGGCGAUUGCAUCCCGUGGUGGACUGUUACAGAUUUCAGUGUGCAAAUUCUACUGCCGGUGGAGGAUCUUCUUACACAGCCUUGAUCCUUUUGUUCAUCCCCAGGUCAGACUGUGCAAUAUUUAAAAGCUAUCUUUGGUAAAUGAUGGAUGGUUUUACAAGUUAAAAUUAAAUGGUUAUAAGAUAUAGGUGUUCAGGACUAUAGAAUAAAUAAAUGAAUACAUGUCUUGGUGUUAACUGGUAGUAGUUUAAGAUGAUAUAUUUUAUGAUUAUUCAUUUAUGUAUCAAUUUUCAUGUUUGUUAAGGAAACGUUUAAUGAGUGUUAAGGGCAUUGAUCUAAGUGUGGAUAAUCAGUCUAAGAGUGUUUUACUGUUAACUACUGCCAUUUUAUUACUCAUUUUGUACUAAUUGUUAAAGUGCAAAUUCUGAAAAGUGAAAAUGUCAGUUCAGGGUGAUCUAGCUGAGCAAAAUGAUUCUCUAUUACAAGAGCAAGCUGUUUUAAUUGUUGGGUUUGAUACACCAGAGAAUGAGAUGAUAGAGGGUGUUGUAAAAGAUCGCCAUGCAUCACGUACAACAUGCACAGAGAAAUCUGAGGCAAGAUUUAAAGAGCUUAACUCUGAUUUGUUGAAAACAAAUGAAAUUAGAAAAUCCUCUCGUGAUAAACGUUUAACACCAAAGAUGCAGGAGUUAAAAGAGAAAGAACUGGCUCAAAAGGAAAAGAAGUUUAAAUCUGCAUAUGAAAAUUGGAAGAUUCAAGUCAGAGAUGUUCGUUCAAAAUUAAAAUAUGAGUGCUCUGAAAGUGAAUUGUGUGACAUGAUGGAUGGGGUUGAAAAGCAAGAGUUGGAAUUGAGAGAGUUGUAUGAUAACAUACGACUCCAAGCAGCACCAAGCCAAGAAAUUAGGAGGAAAAUUGAUGCAUGUUCAGCUGUAACGGCAGACUUGGUGAAAUUAAUGAGGGUACGCUUGGUGGAAGAUGGCAUGGAGUUUGACGCUGAGGCUGAGAGAGCAAGAUUACGCAUGCUGCUGGACUGUGAAUAUGCUAGGUCCAUAUAUGGAUCCACCGUUUCUAGAGCCACAGUCAUUAGUAAUCAUUCUAAACCCCCAUCAGAGUCUGCAAGCAUUUCAGCGAAAAGAGCAGAGACUGCUGCAUUGUUGGCUGCAAAGUAAGCUGAAGUAGAAAUGGAGGCUGACAUUGAUGCACAAAGACAGCAACUGAAGAAGCUUGAAAAUCGCAGAGAUAUUGAAGUUAUGGAAGCGAGGCUUCGAGUGUAUACUGAGGAGGAAUUAAGAGUGAAAAGUCAGCAGUGUGGAUCAGCAUGUAGUGAUAUGAGCAUCCCUAGACCAUUUGUUUCUAACACAUCAUGUUUGAACCAGCAAGUUACAAAAAGUGAAGUAUCCGUAGUACAAGCGAUACAAGAGUCGAUGGCCCUAUCUCGACUUCCAACUCCAGAACCCUUUGUAUUCUCUGGUGAUCCAUUGAAGUUUUUAGAGUGGAGCACGACCUUUAAGGCUCUUAUAGAAGGAUGCUGCUCAAAUCCAGCAGAUAGGCUGUUCUAUUUACAGAAGUAUAUUGAUGGUGAAGCAAGAUCAGUUCUGGAAGGUAGCUUCUAUAGGAAAGAUGAACAGGCCUAUCAGCAAGCAUGGGAGAAGUUGAAUGCCAGAUAUGGUCACUCCUUUGUAGUGCAACGUGCCUUCAGAGAGAAACUUAAUUGGUGGCCCAAGAUUGGGGCAUCAGAGUAUGUUAAGCUAAGAGAGUUUACUGACUUUCUGCAAUCAUGUAGUGAUGCUAUGCCGCACAUUAAAGGUCUUCAGGUGCUGAAUGAUCGCGAGGAGAAUCGGAGGAUACUAACCAAGCUUCCAAACUGGGUGACGAGCAGGUGGAACCGUUAUGUCACAGAACAGCUAGACCAAGAUAAGGAUUAUCCAAGCUUUAGUGAGUUUGCUUCAUUUGUCUCAAAGGAAGCACGCAUAGCGUGCAAUCCUGUGUCAUCAUUGCAUGCAUUAAAGAUGUUUGAAGAGAAGCCACCUAAGGAGAUAAAGCAUUCAAAAGCAAACACAUUGGCAACUACUGCAGAGGCUUUAGAUGCAGCAUGUGCUACGGCCCAAUCCAGUAAUAUUAUUGAAUCGAAGAUUACAUUGGGUAGCACGAAUUCAGUUAAAUGUAUGUACUGUGAUGAAAGUCAUUUUAUCCAUAAAUGUCAAAAACUGAUGGAGAGAACUGCGGAGGAAAAGAGAAAGUUUGUUCUGGAGAAUAAGUUGUGCUUUGCAUGCUUGAGAAAGGGACAUGGCUCUAAAGACUGCAGAAAUAGGGCUGUGUGUGCUGUAUGCAAGAAGCGCCAUCCAACCCUAUUGCAUGAAGACCGUCAACCAGAAGACCAGUCACCUAUACAGAGAGCCUUGCAGGCUGAAGAGAAUACAUCUAUAUCAUGCUGUGUGAAUGGGGGAGAAGGCGGUAUAACGUCUAUGAUUGUUCCAGUAUGGGUGUCUUCAUCUAACUCAGAGACUGAAUUCUGUGUAUAUGCCUUAUUAGACACUCAAAGUAGUCACACAUUCGUCAAUCAGGAAGUGUGUGAAAGCUUGCAGGCAUCAAUGGAACCAGUGAAAUUAAAACUUUCCACUAUGAUGGGAAAAGACUCCAUUGUGGAGAGUCAGAGAGUAAGUGGACUUAGAGUUAGAGGAUUUUCUUCAGACAGUCCUAUCUGCCUGCCUCCUGUUUAUACAAGGGACUUCAUUCCCUUUGAACGCACACAUAUUCCCACCUGUGAAACUGCUAUGAAGUGGAAACAUCUACAAGUGAUUGUUGAUGAGAUGCCUGCACGGAUGGAUUGUGGAGUUGGUCUUUUGAUUGGAUAUGAUUGCUCUAGAGCACUGGCACCUCGACAGGUAAUCACUGGCAGGGAUGAAGAGCCUUAUGCCAUUAAGACUGACCUGGGCUGGAGCAUCAUAGGAGGAAUACCACCGAGUGUGAGUUUCAAGGAUGUUACUGGUUUAUGCCAUCGUAUAUCAGUCAAGGAGCUUGCUGCUGUUCUUAAAGCACUUGAGUUGGAUUUUGUGGAUACUCAGUUAGGAGAAAAGAGCAUAUCACAGGACGAUGUUCAGUUUCUGCAGGUCGUAAAGGAAGGUGUCCAUCAGAAUGACUGUGGGCAUCUUGAGAUGCCCCUUCCUUUUAAAACACGUCCCCAUUUUCCAAAUAAUAAGAAACUUGCAUUAGGACGGCUGAAGUACCUUAAGAGAAAAAUGGAUAAGGAUCCGCAAUUUAAACAAGAUUAUAUGAAAUUCAUGGAAGGUGUCUUCAAGGAUGGUGAUGCAGAAAUGGCAGAGGAACGACCAGAUGUGGGAAAUGUGUGGUAUAUUCCACACCAAGGUGUUUAUCACCCUAGGAAACCAGAUAAGAUCAGGGUAGUCUUUGACUGUUCAGCCAAGUAUGAAGGUACUGCCUUGAAUGACCAUCUAUUAACUGGACCUGAUCUUACUAAUGGAUUGACUGGAGUGCUUUUUCGUUUCCGUAAACACCUGAUCACUGUCAUGUGUGACAUUGAGAAAAUGUUUCAUAGAUUUCAUGUUAUUAGAGAAGACCGGGAUUAUCUGCGGUUCCUGUGGUGGGCAAAUGGAGACACGGACAUAGAGCCCAGAGAAUAUCGUAUGAAAGUACACCUCUUUGGAGCAUCAUCCUCUCCAGGCUGUGCCAAUUAUGGCUUAAAGUAUCUCGCCAGUAUGAAUGAAAGUGAGUAUCCUUUGACUGCCAGUUUCAUCAGAAAUCAUUUCUAUGUAGAUGAUGGUCUCAUAAGCUUGGAGUCUGUUGAGGUGGCAAUCAAGCUGGUGAAAGCUCAAGCCUUGUGUGCUAAAGGAAAGCUGCAUCUUCAUAAAUUUAUUUCUAACAACAGAGAAGUGCUGGAGUCCAUUAGUGUGUGUGAUCGUGCUGCUGAGGUGAAGAAUGUUGACUUCCAUCAUGACUUUCUUCCAGUACAAAAUGUCUUGGGAGUAAGAUGGGAUGUAGAGAGUGACACUUUCACCUUUAAUGUUACUCUUGAUGAGAAACCUGCCACACGACGUGGAAUUCUCUCCAUUGUGGCUUCUGUUUAUGAUCCAUUGGGGUUCUUGGCUCCAUUUGUUGUAUCUGGUAAGAAGGUGCUGCAAGAAAUGUGUCAUAAGGGCAUCGGUUGGGAUGAACCAUUACCCUCGGAGUUGAGGCCAAGGUGGGAGAAUUGGUUGAAUGAUUUGCCCAACCUUGGAAAAAUACAAAUCCCAAGAUGCUUUACACCUCCAAACUUUGGAAAGAUCUUGAGAACUGAACUGCACCACUUUUCGGAUGCUAGCAGUCAAGGUUAUGGUCAGUGCUCCUACAUCAGAUUGGUGAGUGAAAGCAAAGUACACUGUGCCUUGGUGAUGGGAAAGGCGAGAGUUGCUCCCGUAAAGGUUGUCACUAUUCCAAGAUUAGAGUUAACUGCAGCGGUGAUUUCUGCAGCUGUGAGUAUUAUGCUGAAGGAGGAGCUGGCUCUUGGAGUCGACAGAAUAUUUUUGGACCGAUUCACAAGUAGUCCUUGGUUAUAUCAACAAUGAAGGUAGACGAUUUCAUGUCUUCGUUGCUAACCGUGUCCAAAGAAUUCGGGAGACCACUGAUCCAAGACAGUGGUAUUACAUCAAUACAGGAGAGAAUCCCGCUGAUCAUGCCUCAAGAGGUCUCACGGUAGACGAGCUGAUCAAUUCAAACUGGCUCACAGGGCCCAGAUUCCUUUGGGAGAAAGAAGUAGUUGCUAAACAAGGAACAUCAGAAUUGUCGGUGGGAGACCCUGAGGUCAAAGCUGUCCAAGUAUUGAGGACUGAAACCAUAGUGCAAGUGGAUUUUCAACAGCAACUAUCACGAUUUUCAAAAUGGUCUACAGCUGUGAAUGUUAUUGCCCGGAUCCAAAGAUUAGUAAAGAAGUUGAAGACAUCAGAACCUUUAAGUGUGGAGGAAAGAAGGAGGGCUUCAUUCACUCUCAUUCAGCUUGCACAACAGGAUGCCUUUAAGGAAGAAUUGCAUGCACUCAGCCAGGAAUCUGGGAGGCUACCUCGUAACCAUCCUCUGUAUCAGCUUGAUCCAUUUAUGCAAGAUGGAAUAAUGAGGGUGGGAGGACGAUUAAGGAAGGCAUCUGCACCUUUUGAAGUACGGCAUCCAGCCAUCCUUCCUAGUGACGGUGUUGUCACAUGCCUUAUUCUGGCGCAUUAUCAUCAAAAAAUUCAACAUCAAGGUAGGGGGCAGACUCUGAAUGAACUGCGAGCCAAUGGCUUUUGGAUUAUUGGCGGCAGCAAGGUGGUAGCCCAGUAUAUACGGCAAUGUGUUCCUUGUAGGAGAGCUCGCAGGCCACCAGAACAACAACGGAUGGCAGAUUUGCCCCUGGACCGUAUUGAUCCCUCCCCGCCAUUUACCUAUUGUGGCAUGGACUGUUUUGGUCCCUUUUACACCAAACAAGGUCGUAAGGUAUAUAAAAGGUAUGGUCUCCUUUUCACUUGUCUCUGUUCAAGAGCUGUUCAUAUAGAGAUGUUGGAAGACAUGACAACUGAUGCAUUCAUUAAUGCUUUACGAUGUUUCAUUGCCAUUCGUGGAGCUGUCAGACAUAUCAGAUCAGAUCAAGGAACUAACUUCGUAGGGGCAAAGAGCGAGUUGAAGAAGGCCUUAAAAGAAGUGAGUGAAGAGAGAGUGGCAGCAUAUCUGGCAACUAAGGAGUGUGAUUUUUGUCUGAAUGCACCCAGUUCAAGUCAUGCUGGAGGAGCCUGGGAGCGGCAGAUUCGAACCACUAAAGGGGUAAUGAACUCAGUUCUGGCACAAAGUGUUGGGAGAUUAAAUGAUGCCUCCUUACGUACGUUCUUUUAUGAAGCUAUGUCUAUAGUCAAUAACCGUCCCUUGACAGUAGAUGGCCUCAGUGAUCCUACAAGCUUGGAGCCUCUUACUCCAAACCACCUGCUUACCAUGAAGUCAUCUGUUCCACUCCCUCCUCCUGGUACAUUCGUCAAAGAAGAUCUUUAUGUAAAGAAACGGUGGAGGCAGGUGCAGUAUUUGUGUGAACAGUUUUGGAGUAGAUGGAGGAUAGAAUACCUCACUAAUAUCUCUCUCUCAGGCAAAAAUGGCACACAGCAAGACGGAAUGUGCAAGUUGGUGACAUUGUCAUCGUAAAGGAAGAGGAAGUUCCUCGUAAUGAAUGGAGGUUGGCUAGGGUCCUUGAAGUUUCCAAGGACAGUGAUGGACUGGUGCGGAGAGCCAUGAUACAAAUGGGGAAUCGGGGGUUGGGAAAAAGGGGUGAACUCCUCACUAAACCCUCUAUUGUCGAACGCCCGAUCCAAAAGUUGGUAGUUCUUGUAGCCAAAAGUUGAAUAAAAUAAAAUAAAAUCGCUCUAUCACUUUAUUAGAAUCUUAGUCCUAUUGGUAUCCGUUUGUAUCUUGAUCAUGUGUCGAUUUUGUGUUGUUUAAUAUUGGUUAAUAUUAAAUCAUGUAAUUUAUAUGGUGGACAAAUGUGUUCAUUUUUUUUUUUUUUUUUUUUUGCUAAAGAAUAUGCAAUUAUGAACCGUGGAGUUUUGAAUCAUGUUGGUUUGAUCUUAUGUAUUGUGUUGAUGAAAUUACCCUUGAUUAUGUAAUUUAUGUAGUAAAUUAAAGGUAAUUUGGUGGGAGUGUAGCUGACGCUGAUGGGUCAGCUGUGGGUUAUGUAUGACUUUAUUAAUUUUUAAAAGGUCUAUUUUUUUUUUUAUGAUCUGGUAAUUAUGUAUUUAACUUUAUGUAUUGUACUUUAUUAUUGUUAAAUUCAGUUGUCUACCAGCUGAAUGUGUCAUGUGACUUUUCCUGAUUUAUUUCACCUGGAAGUAUUGGCGCCAAUAGUAAGGCGAUGCAUGAAUUCAGACAAGCAUGUUAGUGCUCCUGACUAUUCUACUGCUGGUUACCAGGCAUACACGGUAAAAAAUGAUAAUAUUUUGUAUAUUCUUUAUUUGAUUUGUGGUUUAGUGGUGUUAUGUGUAAGACUGUGUUUGUUGUUUUUGUUUGUGUCUAGUUUUCACGGUGUUCCAUAACAAAUAAAACGCAUGGACAUCAGUA